AUGUCUGCAGAGCGAGGCGCGCCCAAAAGGCGCUGUGUGAGUACUGCUUGCAUAGCCUGUCGCCGGAGGAAGUCCAAAUGUGAUGGCAAUCUGCCCAGCUGUGCAGCAUGUUCCUCGGUGUAUCAUACACCAUGUGUUUAUGAUCCAAACUCCGAUCAUCGACGUAAAGGAGUAUACAAGAAAGAUGCUGAUACUCUUCGCACUCGACACACGACACUGCAAACUUUGAUACAAGCACUAUUAAACUAUGAAGAAGACGAUGCCUUCGAUUUGGUCCGCCAGAUUCGUUCCUGUGAUGAUCUGGAAGAUGUUGCCAAAUCGGUCAUUGCUCGAGAGAAAGGACUUCUCGCUGCCGCAUCUGCUGACGCCGGCAGAGAGUCAAACGAUGAAACUGCUGGGGUUGACCAGUUCGAAUCUGAGCUAUCCGGUAAAAUGAGCGAACUCGUACUUGAUGGGACUCGCAAGUUCAUUGGCGGCACGUCCAAUCUCAUUUUCCUUCCGCCGGGCUCGGAGAUACAGGAGUCUGAGUCGACCACCGAUUCUCCUGCCCUCAAUGACUCGCAACCAGUCCGGCGAUGGACUCAGGUCACCGAAGAUGACUCGCUGAUAAGCCAUCUCCUGACCAUGUACUUUACAUGGCACUAUCCCUUCUUCACUCUUCUCGCCAAAGACCUGUUCUACCGGGAUUAUAUCCGGGGUGUCUCUAGCCCAUACUGCUCCCCACUAUUGGUUAACGCCAUGCUAGCACUUGGCUGUCAUUUCAGCUCAUGGAGAGGGGCAUUUGCAGACUCGGUGAACCCCAAUACGGCGGGGAAUCAUUUCUUCAAAGAAGCUAAGCGCUUGAUCCUGGAAAAUGAUGAGCACGAGAACGCCAAGCUCUGCACCGUCCAAGCAUUUGCCCUCAUGUCUGUCCGCGAAGCCGGUUGUGGUCGAGAGGGCAAAGGCUGGGUUUACAGUGGUCUGAGCUUCCGCAUGGCCUUCGAUCUGGGAUUGAAUGUCGACGCGAAGAACAUGGGGUCCCACAACCUAAGCGAGGAGGAAGUUGAUGCACGACGAAUCACCUUCUGGGGCUGCCACCUCGUUGACAAGUGCUGGUCAAAUUACCUUGGUCGUCAACCACAACUUUCUUCAUCUAACACAAAUGUUUCCAAAUUUGACGUGCUACCCAGAGAAGAAGGCGAGCUUUGGUCUCCCUAUACAGAUGCCGGCGUGGGUCAUGACCACACACAGCCGUCUAGAACGAGGACAGUAGCGUUCCAGAUUUCGAAACUGUGUGAAAUUAGCAGUGAUCUACUGGUCUUCUUCUACCAUCCUGCUGAAUUAGAGAAAACUCAACAGAAGCACUUGGAGCUGAAGAGAUUGAGUGAUGUCCAUACUCGUCUCGAGGCAUGGAAAAAGGAGCUUCCAAAAGAACUGGACCCGAGAGAAGGCCAGUUACCCCAGGUACUUGUCAUGCACAUGUUCAACCAACUUCUCCUCAUCCAUCUCUACCGACCUUUCUUAAAAUAUACCCGCAGCAACACACCUCUUCCAUCCCACGUCUCACCGCGCAAAAUAUGUACCCAGGCUGCCUCGGCCAUUUCGAAAUUGAUGAGAAUGUACAAACGAACAUACGGAUUGAAACAGAUUGUCAACAUUGUCGUAUAUAUUGCACACACUGCUUGUACCAUUCAUCUCCUCAAUCUCCCAGAGAAGAACGCCCAACGAGAUAUCAUCCACGGUCUACGGAACCUCGAAGAGAUGGCUGAGGGUUGGCUAUGCGCUCGUCGUACAUUACGCAUCCUCGACAUUUCGGCCAGCAAGUGGCAAGUCGAGCUACCACCAGAGGCAACCACUAUCUUUGAGCGAACCCAUGUGAAAUGGGGCUCGUGGGGAUCCUGGGACCAAGUAGCUUCGCCCUCUACAUCCGAUGAUUCCCAGAUUACCCACGGCAAUUUCCAAUCCUCAGUGACCAGCCCGAGCCGAUAUUCCACCUCCCCAACCAACAAUCAGGUUCGACCAAUCGCACCUUCAGCCGAGACCAUUGCACCCAACCCUCCCAUCAACAUGGUAGCCCCAUCCAGGAACCCGGCUGCCACCAUGCCCUCGGCAAUGACAGCAAUGCCUGCAGCGCGCAGCAUCCCAAGCGCCCUAGCUCAGCGCUCAGAGUUCGCACCCCCCGAACCAACAUACCUCCGACCUCUUUUCCAGAUACCGAAUCUCGCCUCCGCCGGAUCAUCCACCGCGCCUCAAAACCAACCCGGCUGGUACGACGCCUCAGGUCCGCCGAUCGCAGCCCAGAAUACCACACCGCGCUCGAACUCGACCGUCUCCGGAUUCGAGGGCACAGAGCACCUUGUCGAGGAAAGCCAAGACUGGUGGUCGCGCAAUGCAAUCGGCGUUGAGAACUGGCCCGGGCCCUGGAGCCCUGAGAUGUCGGUGCCCACGCCUGCUAUGCAGUAUGACGGUAAUCACGCUUAUGCCAUGGCAAUGGCUCAGCAACCUAGUUCUUCGUCCGUCUCGAGUCGUCAACCACAGGCCACAGUGGAGAUGAAUAAUAUCGGGCUCGUAGCGGAGAACGCCACGUCCGGUUAUGACGAGCCAUGGAAAUGA
Molecule: messenger RNA, 2592 nt
Organism: Penicillium daleae
Lineage: Eukaryota; Fungi; Ascomycota; Eurotiomycetes; Eurotiales; Aspergillaceae
Product: putative C6 transcription factor (NirA)
Exons: 5
Coding region: 1-2592 (863 amino acids)
Biological process (GO): regulation of DNA-templated transcription; DNA-templated transcription
Molecular function (GO): DNA binding; DNA-binding transcription factor activity, RNA polymerase II-specific; zinc ion binding
Source: RefSeq, a predicted model, not a curated record